Molecule: messenger RNA, 192 nt
Organism: Postia placenta MAD-698-R-SB12
Lineage: Eukaryota; Fungi; Basidiomycota; Agaricomycetes; Polyporales; Adustoporiaceae
Exons: 3
Coding region: 1-192 (63 amino acids)
Source: RefSeq, a predicted model, not a curated record
AUGCAAUUCCGCAGCUUCAUUGCCCUUCUUGCUCUGACGGCCUUGGUCGGCGCCGUCCCUACCCCUCUUGCAGAAGGCGACGAAAUCGCCAAGGGGGAUUUAGCGACGCUUUCAGGCGACGAGGCGACCAAGGUCGACACUGCGCCGGAUCCAGAAUGGUCAUGCAGCAUCACAUUUCAUUACUGCAGCUGA